AUGUUGCGGCAGAUCAUCGGCACACUUGUGCUCCUGCUGAUGCAGGUGUUCGCGGUGACAUCGCAGCAGCAGCCGACAUCUUCCACGACUGCUUUGACUUUCAAUCCAACCAGUUGCGGUGAAAUCAUCAAUAAUGAGGAAGUUUCUAUAUUCGACGCGAGCCAAGCCCACAAAUGCCUGACGAGCCUUCCGUUCCGCGCAGAUAUUGCCAGUCAACUUGUUCAAUAUGUCAACGACAUGAUUCAGUUCCAUAGUACUCUCGCCUAUUUGGCCGAUCCACCACAAAGCUACCAGCAGCCGGCUGUUGACCUCGUGUCCGGGCUGUCUCAGUUCCAACGCGAUAUUGACAAUAAUGUCUUCCGCAAUGAAUAUGCCUUUGAGGCAGCUCUGAACCACUUGAUCCAUGCUGCCCAUGAUGAUCAUCUUGAACUCGUCGGCGGCGCACUUUCUCGAUUUACAUAUGCAGCCCCUUACCGUAUCGUGUCUGUCUCAUCGGACGGGGUAGAGCUGCCCAAGGUCUAUAUCUCAGAGGAUUUGCUCGCCAACGAAACGAGAUACCUUCCUUGGCAGUCGUCGGCUAUCAGAACCAUCAACGGCCAGGAUGUCGUUGAGUACCUGACGCAAUUUGCUGCUGUUAACUCCUUCGGAAAGCUUGAGCCUCAUGCAGAUUGGAAUAUGUUGAUGCGAAGUGCGGCAUUGGAGAUCCAAGGAAAGCGGGAGGCCUUCCACGGAGCUGCCACCUACCCAGGGGACUUCAUUACAUUCACAUUCGAGAACGGUACGACGGUAGGUCCGCUUCCGUGGGAGGCUUUAUUCUGCUGCAAUGGGGGUGUUGGACCGCUGCAGACGGGGGACGAACUCUAUGAUUUUUUUGUCUUAGGCCACUAUCCUGCGUCAUACGACGAAAACCUGGAGGCAGACAUGACGACUAUCUCCAACCGAGCAGCGCCCGCCAUAACUCCUUUGAACAAUCCAGCAUACCCCCCAAAAGCUGAUGUCACAGAGGCAAGCUACACUAGGGACGGUGGAGCACUUCUAAGAGGGUACUUCUUGCAUGAUUCCUCUUUGGCCGUUCUCAGCAUCCCACAUUUUGUGGUUGAUAGAAAAGCGCCCCAUUCAUUCAGCAACGCAGUCAAGCAAUUCCUCGCGCAGAGCACCAAAGCUGGCCUUAAGAAAGUAGUUAUUGAUGUACAACAGAACCCGGGUGGAAGCCCUCUGCUGGCACUUGAGACCUUUAAGAUAUUUUUCCCUUCCAUUAAACCGUGGGCAAGUAGUCGUCGACGUGUUCAUCCAAUGGCAAACGCUCUGGGUUCUGCCCUAACAACCUACUGGCAAAACCUUACCAUGGAUCGCCCGGAGUAUUACAACUUAACAGCCAACGAGUGGGUGGUAACCGGCCGACUAGACCUAGACACUGGGAGAAACUUCACCUCGUGGGAUGAUUUUGUCGGCCCGACAGAUCGUUAUCGUGGUGAUGGCUUUACGAAGAAGCAAUACAAUUUAUCAAGCACCUUAUUUACCAUGAAGGCAGCUGGAAUUGAAAUCGACGGGCAUGAUAAUGGUCAGCCAUAUAAACCAGAGGACAUCAUUAUCUUGAGCGACGGACUCUGCUCGUCGGCAUGCGCACUUUUCAUGGAACUUAUGCAUCACGAAGCGGGAGUGCAAACCGUUGUAAUUGGAGGCCAACCCAGUUAUGGGCCGAUGCAGGCACCGAGCGGAAGCCGCGGAGCAGCCCUUUACAAGGCUGAGAAUAUGCAUCGAGAUAUUGAACUGGCGCGAGGCAUCGACAAAUCUAGGCAUGUGGACUUACCCAGCCGCACACAUGCGUUCCUAAUUACUACCGCCACGGUCAAUCUCCGAGACCAGGUCCGGCAAACUGACUCCUCCGCCACGCCCUUACAAUUCCUUUAUGAGGCUGCUGACUGCAGAAUAUUCCUUGUUCCUGCGACCUGGUACAACUAUACCAAUCUCUGGAAGUAUGCUGUAGACGCAAUAUGGCAGAACCCCGCGUUUUGUACUAAAGGCUCGAGGACGGAUCAUACCCAGCCGACUCACCCUUCAGUGCCAGGCAAGCCAUACAAUGCGAGCAGUACUCUAUCGAAUCUGGCGGACUCACAAUCGGAGGGGCAUCCCUCAAGUCUACAAGAUGACUCCAACUUUAUCUUGGACAAAGUUGGGUCGCCGGGUAAAUUGGAGGGGCGUCCAUGCCAGUUGCACACCGACUGUGCAGGGCAGUUAUCAUGCCAGGAUGUCCAGGUCUGUGGGAUUGAACAGAAUUCCCAGAAAGAAUUCUAUGGAAUACCAGAAAAGCAGAAGCGAUGCGUUGAAUGGUGUGACAACUACACCAAGAAGUGCGUUGGUUGGGGGAAAACUUGCUAUCAGGAUAACGAUCCCAUCCUUGAGCAGCCAUUUCCAGGAGAGACGAUGAAGGCUUCGAUUGCUAUGGCACAAAAGACACCCUUACGUGCUAUAACCGGGUGA
Messenger RNA from Aspergillus oryzae RIB40, 2481 nucleotides. RefSeq lists its product as uncharacterized. Lineage: Eukaryota; Fungi; Ascomycota; Eurotiomycetes; Eurotiales; Aspergillaceae. The record is from RefSeq and is a predicted model, not a curated record. The transcript is spliced from 6 exons. Bases 1 to 2481 code for a protein of 826 amino acids. Gene Ontology annotation, molecular function: serine-type peptidase activity. Gene Ontology annotation, biological process: proteolysis.